AGUAUUGGUGCAUCAUUUCAAUGCCACUCAAUCCAUCAAGAUCACAUUUAUACUGAUGACAGUGACAAGAGCGAAGACAGUCCGAGUCCCAAGCGACAGCGCCUUUCCCAUUCAGUCUUUGACUACACAACAGCAUCACCAACCCCAUCACCACCAAUGCGACCAUGGGAGAUGACGUCAAAUAGGCAGCCUCCUUUGGCUCGACCCAACCAACACCACUUCUCAGGGGAACGAUGCAGCACACCUGCACGAAACAGGAGGAGUCCUCCUGUUCGACGUCAGAGAACAAGGAGAGAUCGUUUGUCUAGACAUAAUUCUAUUAGCCAGGAUGAAAACUAUCACCAUCUCUCCUAUGGACAGCAGCAAGCAAUAGAAGAGCCUCGAGCCUUCCGCCCACCGAAUGUAUCUCCUCGUAUGUUGCACCCAGCUGCUCACCCACCACAGCAGAAUGCAGUGAUGGUUGACAUUCAUGAUCAGCUCCAUCAGGGCACAGUUCCUGUUUCAUACACAGUGACAACUGUGGCUCCGCAUGGGAUACCACUUUGCACAGGCCAGCACAUUCCAGCCUGCAGCACGCAGCAGGUUCCAGGGUGCUCAGUGGUUUUCAGUGGCCAGCAUCUUCCAGUUUGCAGUGUGCCUCCCCCAAUGCUUCAGGCGUGCUCAGUCCAGCACUUACCUGUACCAUAUGCAGCAUUUCCGCCCCUCAUUUCUAGUGACCCAUUCCUCUUGCAUCCUCCUCAUAUCUCUACACACCACCCUCCUCACUUACCUCCUCCAGGACAAUUUGUUCCUUUCCAAGCACAGCAGUCACGAUCGCCACUUCAAAGGAUAGAAAAUGACGUAGAAUUGCUUGGAGAACAUCUUCCUGUAGGAGGUUUUACAUACUCUCCCUCAGCCCAUCCACCAACGUUGCCUCCCUCAGGUCCUCUUCAAUUCUUAGCCCAUGAUCCAUUACACCAGGAGGUGUCAUUUGGGGUACCUUACCCACCUUUUAUGCCUCGAAGACUGACAGGGCGCAGCAGAUACCGAUCACAGCAGCCAAUACCACCACACCCUUACCAUCCCAGCCUAUUACCUUAUGUGCUAUCAAUGCUCCCAGUGCCACCGGCAGUUGGACCAGCUUUCAGCUUUGAGUUGGAUGUGGAAGAUGGAGAGGUAGAAAACUAUGAGGCACUGCUGAAUUUGGCAGAACGUCUGGGAGAAGCCAAACCACGGGGAUUAACAAAAGCAGAUAUUGAGCAGCUUCCAUCCUACAGGUUCAAUCCAAACAAUCACCAGUCAGAGCAGACAUUAUGUGUGGUGUGCAUGUGUGAUUUUGAGUCAAGGCAGCUACUUAGAGUCUUACCCUGUAACCACGAAUUCCAUGCCAAGUGUGUUGAUAAAUGGCUGAAGGCAAAUCGUACCUGCCCGAUUUGUAGAGCUGAUGCUUCAGAAGUGCAUCGUGAUUCAGAAUGACCAAUCUAAGAGCACAAAUCUGGUUUGGGUGUUUCUGGUCACAUGUAUAUAUGAACUCUCUAUUGAACUCACCUACCCAUGUGGCUUCCAGCCUACCCUUUACACAAAAGGGUCAGCGGACCUUACUUUGCACUGUGUGACUUAAUCAAUUAUGAAGCUUAUAACUAGUCUUCACAGUUACGGGAUUGUAAUACUAACAAGUGUGAUUGGAAUUCCAAAGAUUUUUUUUGUUUAAGCUUAAUUUUGUGUGUGCACUAACAUUCCCUGGGUUUUGUGUGAUCAUUCCAAGUAUUGCUGCAAGAUUACUGUGGAUGUGAUCUUUUAGCAUGUGCUUUUAUAUAAAAGAAAAAGAAAAAAAAAGUGAUAGCUCCAAACAAUAUAGCAAUCUACCUUAUAUAGAGCCUUCAGAUACUGUGAGUGGGGAUGAAUGGUGUGAGUGUGUGUUUGACUGUGAGAGGGUGAGUGAAGUGUGCUGGUGACUGGAUGCGCGUGCGUGUUUGAGAACCUGUAUACCAGCAUGUACUGAGAAUGUGUGUGUGUAGUAAUAAUUAUGCUGCAGUGUAUAAUCUUGUGUGUUAUUUAAACAGUACUAGUACUGUACACUGGUUCCUUUCCUUGUGUUUGCAGUUGCACACUGAAUGCGAUGGGUGCAGCAAUUACAGGCAUUUAGUAUUUUGUCCCCAGCGUACUUAGAGGUGUAAAGACCUUUCUACCUACUACUAUUCAAACAGCUGUUAUGCUUCCCCUUCACUGGAGGCUUUAAGUGUGUACCACUAAAAAAUGCAUUGAUUGUUCAUACAUGAGUAACCUUGUGGUUUUUAUCAUAUGUUACAAAGUCUGGAUUUUUUUAUGGCUGAUCUACAAGUUAUUUUAUCAAUGUAGAGUCGCAAUAUCACAUUUAGCAAUAUUAAUGUUUUCAAUUGCUAAUACGAAUAUAAAUUUUUUUUUGUUUUUCUUUUAAAUUUUUUCUAGCUGGGUUUACCAGUUAUGUGUUUCUUCCAUGAAAGCAGGAGAAAGUAUACUGAGGAUGUCUGGUCUUAUGGAACUGCUCUUAACUUUUGCCCAUUGUCAUUGCUAAGGACAUAAUCUUUUAGCUUACAAACUUUGGCUUCUUUACAAACAUUGUCAUCCACAAGGAAGUUGAUAUGUAGAUAAAAUAACUUGUAAAAGGUUACAGUUUUAUUCCUGCAACUUCAUUAAUAAAAUACAUUUUUUAGUGUUGCCUCAGAAAAGUAGAAUUUCAUAUUUCUUUCACCCUAUGACAAGAGGAGGUAGGUUUUGGUCAUUACCUGCCGAAUUCAGUUGCCCUGAUGCUGCUUCUUUCCCUUCCUUAUUUCAUGAUAAUAAGUGUAAUAGGAAGAAGGAAUUCCCUAGGUUUUUGCAAUCAAGUUUCCAGAGUGCUCCACUAGAGGAGCAAUUUGGAAUACUUUCCAAAACAGUGCUGUGAGAUACAAGGGGAUAAUGUCUAUUCAAGUGCUCUGAAUAAUACUUUAUUUGGGUCAUUGAGAAAAAUGAGCUUUUUUUGUAACAUUCAUGCUGUUAACAUCUCUGCUGUUUUCUAGCAAAAUCUUUAGGCCUGCAUAUACUACAGUUAUUAAAAGGAUGCACUUUUUGCAGUUAAACUCUUCUCAUAAAUUCAUUGUCAUUGCUUUGGUUGCAGCAGCUCAAGUGGCACAGUUACCAGUAUUGCUACAAUUUGUUGCCAGUCUCAGCUUUAAGUUUAUUCUCUAUCAUUUCUGGUGCUUUUGUAUGCUGCUAUGGUUUAGUAUCAGUUAAACAGUGUUAGGUGUUCUCCAUGCUGGCUUUCCUCUUUGAAGAUUUUACAGACCAGUCACAGCUCUUGAUGCAGCUAAAUAAAAGCACAAUUUUGCCCUGCUUCAGAUGUUUUUCCCCCUGUUUAGUUAUGCAGGUAGUUCUCAAAAACAGUGAAGCCUUCCAUACCUGUUCUUACUUAGGAACACUAAAUAAACAGAAAUGCUGUUACUUCCACUUCAAAAUAUUAGAAUUUCUUUUUCCUCUCUUCCAGUGGAGUUAAAGAAUAGGCUUUUCACAAUAGUACCUAGCAGGUUAAAUUACAUAUAAUAAAAAUUAUUUUUUUAACAAAUAAAAUCAUGUUUAAAAAGCAUAUACCAUGUAUGUCUUACAAAACUUAACCUCUUUUAUAUAACUGCAAAAGAAAAAAAAAAAUCCAUGUACAGAUUUAAACAUGACUAACAUUUCUGUGUUUAGUAUUCAGUUCAGUAGAGGGUACUUUAUCUAAACUUGAUACAAGCGAACAAGACACAUAUUUCUGAAGCUGAAGGAAAGUAGUUCUCUUUCUGGACCUGGAGAAAUGUCCCUUUUCCCCCGCUAAAAUUCAGUGAGACAUUGGGAGAUCUGGGAGAUGAAGGGUUUAAGUUAGUAAAGUCCUGCAAUUAAUUGUUGCACUCUUACGGCUCAUCUCUUCUGGAAUGGUUCUUUGGUUUGCAUGGAUGAAUGUGGACUUGCUUCCCAUGGUUAGUGUGUACAAAGAGCACACAUGCUUAUGAUUUGAAUCAGCUCAGACAGCCUACAACCACAUCUUCUGUGGUGGCUGUCAUGGGCAGGGGAUUUACAUUCAGCUCUUAACUGCCAUGUAUUAUGCACAGCUACCGUGGUGCCUGACAGCACCUGAAUUCAGCAACACUUCUUAUACAUUCAUCACCUUUCUGCCAUCCAAUAACUCUUUUUUUCCUCAAAAAAGACAAAAAAUAUCCAACCUCCAUUAUAUUUGCUUUAUCAUAUUGGCACUGCUGUGGGGGUUUUUUUGCAUAAACUGUCCAUUUAAAUUGACAUUUUGGUGGAUAUCAAGGCCUACAGAUAAUUCAGGUGUCUCAUUUUUUGGCUUUCUUUAGGAAAACAAGCAAGGCUGUGUGUUGUACAUCAUUUUGUACAGGCUCUUGAAUGUGACUUCAUGGCUGUUAAUACAGUGCGUAAUACUUGGGAUGAGACUUACCAACUUUUAAUUGUAGAGAACAGUUUCAACUGAGUUAUCUUUGGGCCUUUGUAAAAGCUGUGGUUUUUUCUUUUGGUACAUUGUUACCUCAUUUUGCUAUUUGUGUUUCAGACUUGCUAAUUAUUAUGAAAGCUUAUGGGUUUUGUUGGAAUCAUAUUUUGUCAAGUGUUUUCUUUAAAUCAUAUGCUAUUGUAUCAUUUAACAUGUAGUUUUAAAUGUAUUAUAAAUAUCUGUAACCAAAUCAUUUGAAGGCUUGAUAAAUUUUUAACAGAAUUUGUACAUUUUUUAUGAAAGUUACUAGUAAUGCUUUACUAGGUAGUGCAAUGAAUUUUUAUUUUUAAUCCCUGUGCCCAAUUUUGGA
Molecule: messenger RNA, 4790 nt
Organism: Hirundo rustica (Barn swallow)
Lineage: Eukaryota; Metazoa; Chordata; Aves; Passeriformes; Hirundinidae
Gene: RNF38
Product: ring finger protein 38
Exons: 11
Coding region: 157-1455 (432 amino acids)
Source: RefSeq, a predicted model, not a curated record